AUGUCAGCUGGUUUCCAGCUUGGUGUGAUCGGAUCACUUGCACUCUCUGUUGCAUCUUCAGUUGCCAUUGUCAUCUGCAACAAAGCUCUCAUCAGCACACUUGGUUUUCCAUUCGCUACAACAUUAACAAGCUGGCAUCUGAUGGUGACCUUCUGCACCCUCCAUGUGGCACAGCGCUUACAUUUCUUCGAGCCCAAGGCAAUUGAUGGACAGACAGUGAUACUCUUUGGGUUGCUGAAUGGCACGUCAAUUGGCCUUCUCAACCUGAGUUUAGGAUUCAACUCCAUUGGAUUCUACCAGAUGACAAAAUUGGCGAUCAUACCUUUCACUGUGCUAUUGGAGACUAUCUUCUUGAAGAAAAGAUUCAGUGAGAGUAUCAAGCUUUCUCUUCUGGUCUUACUUCUUGGAGUAGGAAUUGCUUCAGUUACUGAUCUCAAGCUAAAUCUGCUUGGGUCCGUCCUUUCUGGCCUCGCCAUUGCCACCACUUGUGUUGGCCAAAUUCUCACAAAUACGAUACAGAAGAGGUUGAAGGUCUCCUCAACACAGCUUCUGUACCAAUCUGCGCCUUACCAGGCGGCAAUUCUGUUUGCAACUGGUCCUUUUGUGGAUCAACUCCUUACUAACCGGAGUGUCUUUGCACACAAAUACUCUGCUCCAGUUCUGGGUUUCAUUGUCCUAUCUUGCUUGAUUGCGGUGUCUGUGAACUUCAGUACAUUUCUUGUGAUUGGAACAACAUCCCCAGUGACAUACCAGGUGCUUGGUCACCUUAAGACAUGUCUGGUUCUAUCAUUUGGCUACACUCUAUUACAUGAUCCUUUCACUCUAAGGAACGCAUUGGGCAUUCUAAUUGCCAUAUUUGGGAUGGCACUGUACUCCUACUUCUCUGUAAGAGAGGGCAAGAAGAAGUCAGCAAAUGAUGCUCUGCCAGUUUCACAGAUGCCAGAUAAGGAGGCUGAACCACUUUUGGCAACUAAAGACAGCAACGACACCAAGAAAGCAAAUGGUUUAUCUCACGACUGCUAA
Messenger RNA from Miscanthus lutarioriparius, 1023 nucleotides. The record is from the annotation of a GenBank genome assembly. NCBI's taxonomy places the organism in Eukaryota, Viridiplantae, Streptophyta, Magnoliopsida, Poales, Poaceae.